Messenger RNA from Rhizoctonia solani, 900 nucleotides. RefSeq names its product amidohydrolase family protein. The record is from RefSeq and is a predicted model, not a curated record. NCBI's taxonomy places the organism in Eukaryota, Fungi, Basidiomycota, Agaricomycetes, Cantharellales, Ceratobasidiaceae. The coding region runs from base 1 to 900 and encodes 299 amino acids. Gene Ontology annotation, molecular function: carboxy-lyase activity. Gene Ontology annotation, biological process: secondary metabolic process. The transcript has 2 exons. Gene Ontology annotation, cellular component: cytoplasm; cytosol.
AUGGACAAGCACGGUAUCGACAUUUCGAUUGUCUCUACCGCCAACCCAUGGCUUGAUUUCCUCACUUCAAAGGAGGCUCCUUCGCUUGCACGAGAGCUAAAUGAUGAUCUCGAGGCAUACUGCGCUACCGGACCUUCUCUUUCUUCUUCUCCCUUGCGGAGGCUAUACGGAUUCGGCUUGCUGCCUCUCCUUCCAGAUGUUCCAACCUCUGAAAUCACUUCAAUCGUUGAGCAAAUUGGGUCCUUGUCACAUUUGAAGGGAGUCAUUAUGGGUACAAAAGGCGUUGGCAAAGGACUAGACGACCCAGCUCUUGAACCCGUCUGGGAAGCCAUCGCCUCCAAAGGCCUGGUCAUUUUCUUACACCCACACUACGGGGUUCCCGAUGAGCUCUUUGGUGAUAUCGAGAAUGGCCACGUCUUCCCCUCGCCCUCGGCUUCCCAUUCGAAACUGCGAUCGCUCCUGCUCGCUCAUUCGGGAGGAGCUUUGCCGAUCUUGUCGUCCCGCCUUGCGUCGUGCAUCGCACACGACCCGCUUGUCGCGCGCCGCCUCAAGCACGAUGCACGACACUACCUUGGGAUGCUGUACUACGAUGCUGUAGCGUAUGGGGCUCCAGAAUUAAGCAUGGCGAGUGCAGCUGCCGGACGAGGGCCCAACUACGCGGCGGAUGCCGCAAAGGCAACCGACGGGAUCGAUGGAUGGUCUGCGCUAGGCAGCCAGCGCAUGAUGUUUGGAACCGACCAUCCGUUCUUCCCACCAGUUCCGGGAGUAGCAGACACGGAGGCCAAAUGGGCGAGUGUGACCGAAAACCUAGCCGCAAUUCAAGCCGUACCCGGGUGGAGCGAGGCUGACAAAGAGGGAGUAAGGAGUGGAAAUGCGAUCAAAACUUUUGGCUUGGCUUAA